Messenger RNA from Bactrocera neohumeralis, 1029 nucleotides. RefSeq lists its product as uncharacterized. The coding region runs from base 179 to 748 and encodes 189 amino acids. Gene Ontology annotation, molecular function: DNA binding. The record is from RefSeq and is a predicted model, not a curated record. NCBI's taxonomy places the organism in Eukaryota, Metazoa, Arthropoda, Insecta, Diptera, Tephritidae. The transcript is spliced from 2 exons.
CCAUGCCAUAGUUUUGUUUAAUUGAUUUGAAGUUUAAAAGUAAAUUUUAAACAGUAAUAAAAUUUGGUGCAAAUAACUAAGUUGUAAAUAACUUCGUUAUAUUCAAUUUACGUUUAUUUGUAAAAUAUAUGCGUGCUCGUUUGUACGUAUAAAACUAGCAAUAUACAUACGUAUUUCAAUGGAUCGAGAGAGUAUUAUGCAGAAAAUUGAGGAUGGUGUUUAUGAACUGUCAGAGAAACGGAGAGGUAAAAGCAAAACCUGGAAUGUUUUCGCGCAGAUAAAAAAGGAGGAUGGAACGCUUUUAAAUGAUUUUGUAUCUUGCCGCAAAUGUUUGCGCCUGUACAAAUUUAGUAACAACUCAACGUCAAAUUUGAACCGUCAUAAGUGCUGCACACCACAGGCUAGAGAAGAGACCUUAACUAAUGAAGUCCCUGUCAGGAAUGAAAACGAUCUUGAGGAGGAUGUAAAAGAAUGUCAGGAGUUUUUUUCUGUUUUUACUCCCGGUGAUCCUCAAAUUCCCGAGGCUAACUCACAUCAACCAUCACUUUGCAACAACGAUACCAAUGCAUACAGAGCAGUUGAAAAUCAGAAUACACCUAAACGAACAUUGAUGCACACGCAACAAUUGGAUAGUCUGUGUGAAAUGGUAAAAAUUGAUCUUCAAGAUGCCUCAGAUGAAAUUUUCUUUGAAGCUAAAUGGAAAAUUUUGGAUGUCCUACGUGAAGUUCACCAAAAAAAGCUAAAAUAAUGAUUGACUUUAAGUAAGUCCAGACGGUUGCGAUGUUACAUAUAAAGUAAAGCAUUUAUGAAAGAGUUUAAUGAGCAACUGUAAAGAAGUUAAAACAUUCAUAAUAAUAUUGGGGUACUAACAUUGUUAAUACGUUUAUAAUUUAAGCAUAAUACUUCCGUUAAAGUUUAUAUACACAAAAUUAUUUUUUUUUUUAUGAUUUAGAAUAUUAAGUUACAUGUGUUAGUAUGCCAAAUAGCGAAAUGAUAAUAUAUCUUCGCCUAAAUUAAUGUUUUAUAUUA